UCAUCUGUUCAGAGUCUUUACCACUAGCCAAAAGUGGCAACCUGAAGCCCCAUCCACCCAUCUUCCAUACCACCCAUGGUACCACCCAUACCGUCGCAGGCAGGGCAUAAUCGCACACACAUUCACACACAAUCAGCCUACAGCGCCUGUCUUUGGGCCGUGGGAGGAAACCGGAGUUCCCGGAGGAAACCGCCGAAACCACAUGCCAAUCCCACACACAGAGCAACGCGCUGAUCACUAAACCACCGCCUGGAGCACCAGUACAAAACAAAACAAUCACUUCGUUCUGAUGUGUCUUAUUUAUAGCUAUGAACUAAUCAUUAUUGGUUAAGCACUAAAAGGUAAUUGUUAUAAUCAUUUAGCUGUGUUGGUGUUAGUUGCUUGACCGGACAGGCCAUAGCUAUAAUUCGUUGGAUUUGAGCGGCAUCUUGUGGACUUUUCAUGAAAUGGCGAGGCCUAAUUCUCCGUGUUGUUAGCACACAUGGAAUAAUGCCCGCUGUUAGCCUGGGUUUUAGCUAGAGCCAAUACAAAUCAAAUCACUAACAGUGCAUAUUAUCUCCUGUAUGCUGGCUGAGAGGCCCUAACCUAAAGAAGCUGCACUGUUGGGGGGGAACUGCAGGCAGAAUGAACUCGCUGUUUGUUUACGGAAUCUGCGAGCGCUGUAACUUUAUCCGCGUUUAAAUCCGCUGCAGUUUCCUGUAGUGUGACAGUCAGUGGAGUAUAAUGCUAGCUAAACGCUAGCGAGCGGCUAGGCUAAGGCCUCAGGAGUUCACCGAGGUUUCCUGAGACGUGUGUCCGUUCAUUGAGCGCGUGGUUUCGGCUUGAACAGUGUUUAAGCUCCGCUAAAUCUUCACAGCCAACUUAUGUGCUUUCAGAUCAGCCGACAUGUCAGGAAUUAAACGGAAACUGGAGGAUAAAGAUCCAGACUAUGAGGACAUCACCCAAGUGCAGGAGAGCAAGAGGAGCAAAGUACUUGAAGAGAAUGCACGUGAUGUCACAAUACAGAAGAUCGAAGUGAUCAUCAGAGACCAGUUUGCCCUGGAGAUGAAGAACAAAGAGCAUGAGAUUGAGGUUAUCGGCCAGCGUCUGAACGAGGCGAGGAGGAUGAUGGACAAGCUGAGAGCCUGCAUUGUGGCCAGUUACUACACUAAUGCUGGCCUUACCAAAGUUUCUGAGUCCUCAAUGAGUGAUUUGAAUCAUCCAGCUAUCAAGCGCUUCCUGGAGUCUCCGUCUCGCUCGUCGUCCCCUUUGAACCAGGGUUCCGAGGCACACUCUGUAGGCCACUCGGAGACAGAGUCCCUGAGCCAGCCAACAGAGCCAGGAGAGAGAGACACUCCGGGCUGGAAAGAGGAAGAAUUCAGGCCGCUGGAGCACAGACCAGGACGCAAUACAGGCAAGGACACAUUUGGUGUUCCAUCACCUGUAGACCAGCACAUCACAUUCCACACUACAGGAGAGGAGGCAUCACGACUCUAUGUGAAGAAAACCAUCGUUGUGGGCAACGUUUCAAAGUAUAUAGCUCCAGAUAAAAGAGAAGAGAAUGACCAGUCCACUCAUAAGUGGAUGGUGUAUGUCCGAGGUUCACGAAAAGAGCCCAGCAUCGACCACUUUGUGAAGAAGGUUUGGUUUUUCCUGCACCCCAGCUAUAAACCCAAUGACCUGGUGGAGGUCAGUGAACCCCCGUUUCACCUGACACGGCGGGGAUGGGGUGAGUUUCCUGUGCGUGUGCAGAUCCACUUUAAAGACCAGCGGAACAAACGUAUUGAUAUCAUCCAUAAUCUGAAGCUGGACAGGACAUACACAGGAUUGCAGACUCUCGGAGCAGAGACGGUGGUGGAUGUUGAGUUACACAGAAACUCCCUUGGUGAUGACUUCAUCCCCUUUCCUUCUUCUUUCUCCUCAUCAUCAUCUUCCUCCUCUCAUAUGGCAAGUGCAGCUGCCCCUGGCGUAUUGGCUGGAAAAUCUGCAAGUCAGAAUUCCCAGAAUUCCUGCCGUGCUGUGUCACCCUCUCAACUGUCUCCUGACUCUAGCUUAGAGAAAGGUGUGAAGAGCGAGUCUGGACGAUCGUCAUGUUCUGAGCGAAUUGGGUCACAAGCCAAAGGUGUAGAAAAAAUCACCCAGGGCUCUCAUAGCAGCUCAGCUUUUCAACCAAUUACAGCCAGCUGUAAGAUCAUGCCCCAGGGACAGGCACCCAGUCCUGCUGAGUCACCUGGGAAAUCCUUUCAGCCAAUCACCAUGAGCUGCAAGAUUGUAUCUGGUUCCCCUAUUUCCACCCCUAGUCACUCUCCCUUGUCUAGAACACCCACUUCCACCCCUGUACACAUGAAGACCAGCUCAUCUGUCAACAACCCUUACCUCAUCGCUGACAAGCAAGGUCAAGUGAUCAGCAUGACCACACCCACUACAGGAAGUCCGUCAGCCAAACAGAGUGGUGCUGCACAGGGUGCACGCUCGCCUGCCCCCAAAGUCCACUCAAGCAGCUUCCUCUCGUCUGGAGUCAAGGUGAUCAUUAAGCAGGAGCCAGGAGAAGUGACCACUCAGACAUCCACACAGCAGCAGGCCGGAAGCACAGCGCCGGCCCAGCCACAGCAGCAGUAUGUGACUGUGAAAGGAGGUCACAUGAUUGCUGUGUCACCUCAGAAGAGUGGGGUGGGGUCAGGAGGUGGAGCCACUCCUACCAAGAUGGUGGGGAUUCCAGUUGGCUCUGCCCUGCAGUCUGCAGUAAAGCAGGUGGCUAUCAGUAGUGGACAAAUCCUGGUUGCUAAGUCCAGCCCUGCUGGCUCCAAGGUAAUGGGACAGAAGCAGGUGGUGGCGCAGGGCGUGGCUAAGGCGAUUGUCAGUGGGGGCGGAACAGGUACCGGCAGUGGGGUGUCUGUACAGCAGGUGCACACCAGUGCCAAAUCAACAGGAGGAUCAGGAGGCAGUGGCAAGAGUGGAGUAAUGGCAACGCUGCAGUUGCCAGUGAAUAACUUGGCUAAUUUGGCCAACCUGCCUCCGGGCACCAAGCUGUACCUGACCACGAAUAGCAAGAACCCGUCAGGCAAGGGCAAACUGCUGCUCAUCCCCCAGGGAGCCAUCCUGAGAGCCUCAAAUAGUGCAGGGCACCAGUCUCAGAGUUCUUCAUCUGGUUCUGCUCAGUCAUCCAGCAGCAGCUCAGGAUCCACCAGCUUGUCCUGCACCUCUUACAUACUGAAACAGACCCCACAGGGCACAUUUCUGGUUGGCCAACCAGGGGGUUCUGGGAAACAGGGCACAGCCAGUUCCACUAGUCAUGCCGCAUCUAGUCCCACCUCCGUUACCCAGCAGGCCAUCCGGGUCACAGCAGGACAGAAGGCGGCCAUCUUGGCUCAGGUGGUUGGUGGCUCCCAGGGUUCUCAGGUAAAGCUGUCUGACGGAUCGGUGAAGACGGUGACAGCUGCACACUUGUCCAAACCAGGCAGUACCACUUUGAGGAUGACUGGGGGGAUCAUCACAGCCACUACUUCUAGUUCACCUGCUUCUACCUCCAGUUCUCAGCAGUCAGCAGAGGGAGCCGGAGUGUCCUCUGCUUCCUCAGGUACUAAAGCAGCUGCACAGCACCCUGUACUGAUGGCAGCCAAUCAGGCUGCAGUAAUCAGUGCUGCUAAGAGUGCUAGCUCAGCAGCUAACGUAGCAAAAAACACAGGCUCCGUUGUAACAGUGUCUAAAAGCAUCAACAUGCCGCUUAUCAGCCUGUCAAAGGGGGCAGGGACAGCGGUAGUGAGUGUGCCCAAGAGCUCCAGUCCCUCAUUGGUCAAUGCUGCAUCUCUAGUGGGAGGAGCUACAGUCAGUGGGAAGACAGCAGCUGCAAUUUCAGGCAUGUUAAAGCUACACUCUGGCCAGUCAGGGUCACAACCGACAGUGCUGACAAUUCCAGCUAACCAACUUAAGCAGCUCAGCAUGAGCGGAGCCUCCACAGGCCUCCAGACCAUCCUCAUGCCUGUGGGAAAAGUAGUGCAGUCUGGUUCUAAAGCUGCAUCCAAUGCUCAGAGUGGAGUUUCUCCUUCUACCACUGCACCUCUAACUCAAGUGAAGACAGAACCUGGAUUGUCCAGCUCCUGCACUACCCCAGUAAUGCCCACAUCUACCCCUUUAUCUACAGUAGCUACUCCCCUCCCCACAGCCACCUCUGCUACUGUUAAAGUGGAGCAAGGCACAGAGACCACUACACAUGAACUUGUUAAUACGGAACAUAUUGAGACCAUGUUGCAACUUUUGACGGCUGCAGUGAAGAAAUUUCCUUUGAUUGUCCCAGAGAAAACUGAAGACUCCAAUCCAUUCUGUGCUACCUCUGUGGAGCAGUACUAUUCCUGGAACAUCGGAAAACGCAGAGCCGCAGAGCUCCAGAGGGCAGUAGCAUUGAAGCGUCUGGUUCAGGAUAUUUUAGACCGGAACCCACGACUGCAGGCCCUCAGCCCUCCUAAAACCAGGGAAGUGGUGCAGUGGUGCCGCCUCCGUGGUUACACACCCCCUGACCCUGAACCCCAGCGCAUAGAGGAGGACUCCAUAGAAGACAUUCUCACACAGAUAGACAGUGAGCCAGAGUGUCCCUCUACUCUGACAGAUGGUGAGGAACUAUGCCAGCGUCUUGAGCAGUUGCAGAGGAUUCUGAAGACUGAGCCAGAAGAGGAAGACACCGAGCCUGUUGACAUUGUUGCUGUCAAAGAGGUCCACAGCAGCAGGGUCAAGGUCAAGCAGGAGCAGGAGGAGGCAGAGGAGGAGCCCAAAUACUUCUUAGGGUUAUGUCCCUCCUCCCAGUUUGUCAGAGACACAGCAGAGCAGAUUAGUGUGAGUUUCCAGCCAGUUGAAGUGGAGAGGAAUGUCUUUGCUCCAGUAGUGGAAGCCAUGAUUCUCAAGGCUACACAACAGUUUGCCAGCGAGAUACUGAGAGAAUCACUAGCAACUGCCUAUGGGAAGUCACCUCAAAACAGAGUUCCUAGAGAAAUCUCAGGCAUGAAUAUACACCAGGCUGUCAGCUCGAUACCCACCUGUGAUUUCCUCACUAACAGGUACAUGGGCUUCCUGCUGAAGGAUGGUGGCCAUGCAGACUGAAAGUAGAAUUGGACUGCCAGAGCUGCCACAAUAAACUCUCAUACACAUGCACAGAUUACUGGCAAGCCUUAUUUAACCUUUCAGCAAUGCAUAAGUACAAAACCUUCAGAGGCUGACCAUUCCAACACAGACGUCACGUUAAUAGCAGAGGUACAAACUGAAGAUGUGUUUGGAUGAAGAGAACCUGUCGUGUUGACCCUCAGAUGGUUUAACAUCAGAACUACAGUUAUCAACACAUGGACAUCACUGUCGAGUUUAACGAGAUCAUACAUUUAGUGUCUGGACCUGUUUAAACCAUCUUUCUCUAUGUUCAGUAUUUUGUUUGGCUUUCAUCAUUGAGAGCAUCACAGUCAGACCUGUAUUGUAUUUGAUAACACUAUCACAACUCUGUAUUGCACUUGGUCCUGUGUGAUUGUUUCUCUGCUUGUCGGGCUAUUAGAGCUACACAAGCACCUAUAUACAAGGAGGAAAAAACUAAAUCAAGUGUCAACUGGGUAGACUGAGUGGAAAAACCAGAGGCACUCAAUAUACACUCCAUGGGCCUGCUGUACAUGUCUGUUAGUUAUUCUUAACUCAUCUUCAUUUCACUGUUUUCUAUACAGACAGUUUAAGUGCAUUUCUGAGUAGAGACUGCAUAGUAGCAAUACUAUUCAUACAGAAUGGUUAUGGUAGUGGUAUUACUGAUAUACUUAUGUAUUCACUCAUCUUAAUCCAUAGGAGACCAACAGUUGACCAGAAAACUCCAGUAAUCAUAUGGUAAUCAAGAAUGUUUGUGUUUGUGGGAGAAUGCUGGUUGGGUGUGUGUUUUGUGUAUUUGUUGUGGUCUAUACUACAAGUCUUGACCAUCUUCCGACUGAGACAUUGCAGGAUGUGUGUUUGUGAGCUGAUAAAAUACACCAUGAAGAGGAAAUUCCAGUGUUGUGAACAUGUACUUUGUAACAUUUGUUUGGUUGUAAAAUUGGUUGGUGCUUGAUGUAGACUUGCUGAAGUCUUAAUAUUCAGGUGCUUUUAUGUCACUGUAUACACAAGCCUUUCUCACACUUGGUCCUAGGUAUGUCUGCAUUGUAUGGUUUUGUGUAUUCAAACACACCUUAUAAAACUUGUUAGUUACUAAGCCAUCUUUAAGCUGACUCAGCUAUGCUGGAGAUGGAACAAAGCUAAAUUAUGCAGCAGUUGUCUUUCCAGUUAUGGGUUCAGGAGGAAAGAUUCUGGGUCCAGAUGGAUCAUUCAUGCAGAAGGUGUUGAUGAAAAUUGGAAGAGUCCAGUGUGUGUGAAGAAAUUUAGCCAAAAGUGAUUAUACAACUAAUAUGACAAUUAAUGGACUCCGACUUAUCUGCUGCUUUCUCUUGGCUUUCAUUCCAUUUUUUUUUUUAGCUUAAAUAACCUUUUAGUCUAAGCAGUUAAAGUCAUCAUUAGGGUUGUCUGUUGAACAACUGAUGCUGUUGAGUGCAAAUUUGCAUAGCUUUAGGACAAAAUGAAGAAAAAAAGGAAUGAAGUGAAAAACUGAAUAUGGUCUCAGUUCAGAAUUUUGCAGUUCUCUUUCUGAAUGUGAAGAUAAUAUUAAAAAAAAAAAAAAACACCUCUGUACCCACCGCCUUUAGAACUACCUCCAAUCUCUUGUAUCCUCUAACAGGCUUUUGGAUUGCCUUAGUUGUAAUAUUUACCCCACCACUCUUCCUGUCAUUUCUAUUCUAACUUUGUCAGUUUGACUGGCUAAUCUUUCCUCGUUCUUCUUGAUACAUCUAUUAUAAACUCUGUCAGAUACUGCCUUCUUCAGAUCAGGUGUGUACACUGUGAGGAUCAUGACAAAAUGUAGACUUAUUGCCUUUAGUUCUUUUCAGGUUUUCUGUUGAUUGUUGUCUUGUUGUAGGAUACACUCACAUUUUUUAUUUUUUUGCACUUGACUAUGUCAUUUUCUACAUUAUGAUCGAUGUAGAAGUAAUGAACCAGCAAUGCAUCUGUCCAGUGUGUCCGUGUAUUUGUAAAUGUCUAAUUAUUUGAUUGUGUGGGUGCCAAGGUUAGUUUGCUCUGUGACAGUUGUAUAUUUUUGUGUAUGCACGUGCUCGAUGCACGAACAGACUUAACUAAACAGUCAUUAACUGUUUAACCAAUCUUAAUGUAUUGUAGACAUACAUGACCAAUUAUAUUUUGCCUUGUAAUGUAACUAAAAUGAUGACUAUUCUUGUAUUAAAAUGGUAGAUAUGCCA
Molecule: messenger RNA, 7277 nt
Organism: Ictalurus furcatus (blue catfish)
Lineage: Eukaryota; Metazoa; Chordata; Actinopteri; Siluriformes; Ictaluridae
Gene: yeats2
Product: YEATS domain containing 2
Exons: 32
Coding region: 886-5070 (1394 amino acids)
Biological process (GO): regulation of transcription by RNA polymerase II; chromatin remodeling
Cellular component (GO): NuA4 histone acetyltransferase complex
Molecular function (GO): histone binding
Source: RefSeq, a predicted model, not a curated record